Molecule: messenger RNA, 1716 nt
Organism: Lathyrus sativus (Indian pea)
Lineage: Eukaryota; Viridiplantae; Streptophyta; Magnoliopsida; Fabales; Fabaceae
Source: the annotation of a GenBank genome assembly
AUGCCAUGUUCACUCCCUCUCUCUCAUCUUUCUCUCUCCUCCCUCUCAAAAACCCCACUCACCUCUUCCCCCUCCCCUCAAAAACCUUAUCCACUUCACCACCGUCUCUCUGUCAAAUCCUCCAUCAACAAACCCCCAGAAACCACCACCAAAACCAGUUCAUGGGUGAGUCCUGAUUGGCUCACUUCACUCUCCAAGUCUCUAACCACAGCAAAAGAUGAUUCUGGUAUUCCUAUAGCAAGUGCUAAGCUUGAUGAUGUUUCUGAUCUUUUGGGUGGUGCCCUUUUUCUUCCUUUGUUUAAGUGGAUGAAUGAGUAUGGUCCUGUUUAUCGUUUGGCUGCUGGUCCCAGGAAUUUUGUUGUUGUUAGUGAUCCUGCUAUUGCGAAACAUGUGCUUAAGAAUUAUGGGAAAUAUGGUAAAGGUCUUGUUGCUGAGGUGUCUGAAUUUCUUUUUGGGUCUGGUUUUGCUAUUGCUGAAGGGCCUCUCUGGACGGCUAGGCGCAGGGCUGUCGUUCCAUCACUUCACAAACGAUACUUGUCGAUUAUGGUAGAUAGAGUGUUUAGUAGAUGUGCUGAGAGAUUAGUAGAGAAGCUACAACCUGAUGCAAUUAACGGAACUGCUGUUAACAUGGAGGACAAGUUUUCCCAGUUGACCCUUGAUGUUAUCGGUUUAUCUGUAUUCAACUACAACUUUGACGCACUGAAUUCAGACAGUCCUGUUAUUGAAGCUGUUUACACUUCACUGAAAGAGGCGGAGGCUCGGUCAACCGAUCUUUUACCGUAUUGGAAGGAAAGUUUCUUUCUCAUUCCCGUUCAUGACAUGGAAUUCAAAUUUUCUUUAUUUUUGUUUUUUAUGUCUUUUAUUUCUCGUUCUUUGUUGCUGCAGGUUGGUUUUCUUUGUAAGAUAAUACCAAGACAAAUAAAAGCUGAAAAGGCUGUUAGUGUUAUUAGAGAAACUGUAGAAGAUCUUAUUGCUAAAUGUAAAGAGAUUGUAGAAUCUGAGGGUGAAAGAAUCGAUGCUGAUGAAUAUGUGAAUGACGCUGAUCCUAGUAUUCUCCGGUUUUUGCUUGCCAGCAGAGAAGAGGUUUCAAGUGUGCAAUUAAGGGAUGAUCUUUUGUCAAUGUUAGUAGCCGGUCACGAGACCACUGGUUCGGUGCUUACUUGGACACUUUAUCUUCUAAGUAAGGAUUCAUCCUCGUUAGCGAAAGCACAAGAAGAGGUAGACAGAGUUUUACAGGGAAGACGUCCUUCCUAUGAAGAUAUUAAAGGUCUUAAGUUCUUGACGCGCUGUAUUAUGGAGUCACUCCGACUUUAUCCACAUCCUCCUGUAUUGAUCAGAAGAUCUCAAGUUCCCGAUGAGCUUCCGGGUGAUUACAAAAUCAAUGCUGGUCAAGAUAUUAUGAUUUCGGUAUACAACAUUCAUCGUUCUUCUAAGGUUUGGGAUAGGGCCGAAGAGUUUUUGCCAGAAAGAUUUGAUUUAGAUGGUCCAGUGCCAAAUGAAACAAAUACAGAUUUCAGAUUCAUUCCGUUUAGUGGAGGGCCUCGAAAGUGUGUCGGUGAUCAGUUUGCUUUAUUGGAAGCUACUGUUGCUCUUGCGGUCUUUCUACAGCACAUGAACUUUGAGCUUGUCCCUGAUCAGAAUAUCGGCAUGACUACCGGAGCAACAAUACAUACAACAAAUGGCUUGUAUAUGAAACUGAGCCAACGGUCGAAAUAG